This is a messenger RNA of Paramecium primaurelia, 692 nucleotides long. NCBI's taxonomy places the organism in Eukaryota, Ciliophora, Oligohymenophorea, Peniculida, Parameciidae. The record is from the annotation of a GenBank genome assembly.
AUGCAAGAUUAAUUAGAAUUUGGAUAUUGGACUAUUAGAGGAAUUGGUUAACCAUGUAUCCAAUAUUUUAUAUUUAAGUGAGAUAUCUCUUGGAAUAUGUUGAAAUCCCAUAUACCCAGAAGAACUUCAAUAUAGCUGAAUCUGAAUGGUUUGAUUCUGUUGCCAAACCUCCUUUAAAUCAAUAAGUUCUUGCCAAUCUUCCCUACAUUAAAGAUGGUGAUAAAUGGAUUUUUGAAAGUCAAGCACUUUAUAUCUACAUAGCUUAUAGGGCAAAUAGAGCUGAUUUAUUGGGAUCUACAAAUGAAGAGCAGGUUGUUGUAGAAUAAGUCAAAGGAGUCUUAUUAGAUUUAUAUAGAUCAUUUCGAUCCUUAAUUGCUCUUCCAGAAGUAGAUUAUCUAGCUAAGAAAGAUGAAUAUUUCAACACAGAAGUUUUGUGGAUAAUUGAAAAACUCAAUAAAUUUAUUUAAGGGAAGACUUGGGCAACAGGGAAUAAUUUAACCUAUGUUGAUUUCUUUUAGUUUGAAUUGGAAGAAACAUUAGAAGCAUAUAAGCCAGGAAUUUUGGAUCAAUUCUAAAACCUGAGAAAACAUCAUGAUGCCUUUGCUGAAAUUCCAUAAAUCAAGAGAUUCAUUUCUUCAGAAAGAUUUAUUGCUUAACCAUUUUAUCCAAUUAAAAGAUGGAGAUGGUGGUGA